AUGUUUUUCGUCAUUGAGCAGUGGCACAAUGUGGCGCUGCGGCCUGCGCAGCUGGGCCGCCGCUACCAUCAAUACGUCGAGACCUUACUGCGGCAGCAAGUCGAAGGAAAAUGCCUACACAAUCUAGGCUACAUCAUCUGCGUCAUUCGCAUCGUCCACAUGGAGGCUGGGCGCGUGCAGGACGGCACGGGGAUGGUAAUCGUCGCAGCAAGAUAUCAGGCGAUCACGUUCAAACCUUUCAAGGAUGAGGUUUUGGAUGCCGUCAUUACCGACGUCAACAAGCUCGGGCUCUUUGCACAGUGUGGACCACUGAAGGUGUUUGUCUCUCGCGCGUCGCUGCCGCCGUCCUUCGUUUACCAGGACGACAGCGCCGUGGGCUGCAUGACUGACGGAGAAGUCGAGUUGCGCGUGGACAGCGACAUUCGCUUGCGACUCCUCGGUGUGCGCUACGACUCGAUGAACUUGUUUGCGAUCGCCACGAUCAACGAGAGCUACCUGGGGCCGAUUCACCACAGCAACCUGGGCACGCAGAGCAACGCCGCCUUGUUCGGCGGCUUGGGGGCUGCGUCGUCUGAUUAUGUCUCCCCGCAGAGUCCCUCGCUUCACUCUCCACAUUCGCCCGCGCUGUAG
This is a messenger RNA of Besnoitia besnoiti, 630 nucleotides long. Its product is annotated as DNA-directed RNA polymerase II RPB7. The transcript has 4 exons. Gene Ontology annotation, biological process: positive regulation of nuclear-transcribed mRNA poly(A) tail shortening; positive regulation of translational initiation; DNA-templated transcription. Gene Ontology annotation, cellular component: P-body; RNA polymerase II, core complex. Gene Ontology annotation, molecular function: translation initiation factor binding; single-stranded DNA binding; single-stranded RNA binding. Bases 1 to 630 code for a protein of 209 amino acids. The record is from RefSeq and is a predicted model, not a curated record. NCBI's taxonomy places the organism in Eukaryota, Apicomplexa, Conoidasida, Eucoccidiorida, Sarcocystidae.